Messenger RNA from Peromyscus leucopus (white-footed mouse), 976 nucleotides. RefSeq names its product JunD proto-oncogene, AP-1 transcription factor subunit (gene Jund). The record is from RefSeq and is a predicted model, not a curated record. Gene Ontology annotation, cellular component: transcription regulator complex. NCBI's taxonomy places the organism in Eukaryota, Metazoa, Chordata, Mammalia, Rodentia, Cricetidae. The coding region runs from base 86 to 976 and encodes 296 amino acids. Gene Ontology annotation, biological process: regulation of cell population proliferation; regulation of transcription by RNA polymerase II; regulation of cell cycle. Gene Ontology annotation, molecular function: transcription factor binding; DNA-binding transcription factor activity, RNA polymerase II-specific; RNA polymerase II cis-regulatory region sequence-specific DNA binding. The transcript has 2 exons.
GGCAGCGGACGGGGGGCGCACGGGGCCCCCGGGGAGGCCGCGGCCACUCCCCCCGCCCGGGCCGAGCGCGGCGGGGGAGGCGGGCAUGGAAACGCCCUUCUACGGCGAGGAGGCGCUGAGCGGCCUGACUGCGGGUGCGUCGAGCGUCGCCGGUACUGCUGGGGCCCCCGGCGGUGGUGGCUUCGCGCCCCCGGGCCGCGCGUUCCCCGGGGCGCCGCCGACGAGCAGCAUGCUGAAGAAAGACGCGCUGACGCUCAGCCUGGCGGAGCAGGGAGCGGCAGGAUUGAAGCCCGGGUCGGCCACUGCACCUUCCGCGCUGCGCCCCGACGGCGCCCCCGACGGGCUGCUGGCGUCGCCGGACCUUGGGCUGCUCAAGCUCGCGUCGCCGGAGCUGGAGAGGCUGAUCAUCCAAUCCAACGGGCUGGUCACCACCACCCCGACCAGCACGCAGUUCCUCUACCCGAAGGUGGCGGCCAGCGAGGAGCAGGAGUUCGCCGAGGGCUUCGUCAAGGCGCUGGAGGACCUACACAAGCAGAGCCAGCUGGGCGCGGCCACCGCGGCCACAUCAGGGGCCCCCGCGCCCCCCGCGCCCGGGGACCUGGCGGCCACUCCCGGAGCCACCGAGACCCCCGUCUACGCCAACCUGAGCAGCUUCGCGGGGGGCGCCGGGCCCCCUGGGGGCGCGGCCACCGUGGCCUUCGCGGCGGAGCCAGUGCCCUUCCCGCCGCCCCCAGGCGCGCUCGGGCCGCCGCCACCUCCGCAUCCACCGCGCCUGGCCGCUCUCAAGGACGAGCCGCAGACCGUGCCGGACGUCCCGAGCUUCGGCGACAGCCCUCCGCUGUCGCCCAUCGACAUGGACACGCAGGAACGCAUCAAGGCGGAGCGCAAGCGGCUGCGCAACCAACGGACCAAGGUUAGUGUACGGCCUGGCUGUCACAGAAACGAGGCUUGGAGCCCGCCUCACGCAGCUCAGUAG